Molecule: messenger RNA, 1054 nt
Organism: Anopheles aquasalis
Lineage: Eukaryota; Metazoa; Arthropoda; Insecta; Diptera; Culicidae
Product: phenoloxidase-activating factor 2-like
Biological process (GO): proteolysis
Molecular function (GO): serine-type endopeptidase activity
Source: RefSeq, a predicted model, not a curated record
UUGUUUAACCGGCCCUGUUUUGGGGAAGCGAGUUACAGUUUCAGCGCGAUCGACAUCGGAGUAACAGGCAAAUGGAACGAUCGUUCUCCCGAUGCCACCGAGUAGUGUUGCUGUCGGCGUUGGUGACUUUCAGUGUUCAGUGCGUGACGGCGGCUACGAGUGAUUCGAGAGAAAACGAAAUCGAGAGUGAUGAGAUGUGUGGACGGACGGAGAACGUAGAGGAAGGCGACGGCGUUCUAACGAACCCCGGGGAAUUUCCCUGGAGUGUGGUGAUAUUGCGACUCACUGAGCUGGGCGGAAUGCAAAAGUACGUACUUAUCUGUGGAGGAACUCUUGUGUCGAGAGAUAAAGUCUUGACCGUAGCCCAGUGUGUCCAGCAAGUGCCUACAGCAAACUUGAGUGUACUAAUCGGAGUAUGGCACCUGCGGGACCGUAACACGGUUAGCAAACAGGUGCUGGGUGUGGAUAAUGCAUCGAUUCAUACGGGUUACAAAUUAGGGAGUAAAGAGCACAAUCUGGCGCUACUUACCCUGGAAAAUAAUGUUGAUGAAUCCGUGACCAGAGUCUGUCUUGCGGCCUCAACGCAACAAUACGAGUCUAACCAUAACUGCUACACGGUCGGAUGGAGCGCUUCGUUCAUCAACGGUACAAAUCAGCUGCUCAGAUUAAAGACCAUUCUGUUGUCUGACCGAACCGAGUGCCAGCGGGACCUUCAACGAUUCUGGCACCGUAAGUAUCAACUUCUACCGGAAGCUCUCUGCACUCGUGCCGAAGACACAAUGGACGACGACUAUCCGUGCUCUCGAAUCAUCGGUUCCGCAUUAGUGUGCACGAAAGGGACCCGAGACGAUCCGUAUUAUUUGGUGGGCGUUGCUUCCCAACUACCACGCAAUUGCUCCCAUUCUGCUGUGCCUCCAGAUGUGUUCAUGGAUUUGCGAAAAUAUACCGGUUGGAUCAGUCCAUUAAUCAAAGAAUGAACUGAAUGAAAGUGGCACUCUGGUGUACCAUGGAAUUGGACGCGGAAGAACUCAAUAAAGCGCUGUAGCCAUCACCA